Aedes aegypti (yellow fever mosquito) is the source of this 603-nucleotide messenger RNA. RefSeq lists its product as uncharacterized. NCBI's taxonomy places the organism in Eukaryota, Metazoa, Arthropoda, Insecta, Diptera, Culicidae. The transcript is spliced from 2 exons. Bases 83 to 583 code for a protein of 166 amino acids. The record is from RefSeq and is a predicted model, not a curated record.
CUGUUUUCGCGCGACAAUUGUAUCUAAUUUAUCUCAGUCGACAAUCGGCACAGGUCACAAGCUGGCACGUUUUAAGAGGAACAUGUACGUCUUUUGGAGGCUCAUUGUGGCGCUGCUCCUGACCACGGUGGGAUUACCUUUCGCAGUCCAGAUCGAAGCCAACAGAGGGACAAACUCGGAAGGCCUUAUCGCGGGACAGUCUCCGCAGUUUUCGGCGGCGUUUGAGAAUGACACACAAUUACCGGAUAAACGAGAGGGGCCAACUUCCGCCAAAAUAGUGAAACGUAAUGCCUCUAAUGGCGAUUCGAGUACAUCGUUUUGGGGUUGGUUAACUGGCCGAGACAACCCCGAUCCGUGCAUGAUGGCCUCGGUAGGCGGAGUCGUCGGAGGAGGGGCUUUGACGGGAGCCUUUGUAGGGGCCGGAAUCGGAAGUAUAUUCACCGGACCAGGAACUGUCAUUGGUGCUGUUGUCGGUGGAGUGGCAGGACUAUUUGGAGGAGUUAGCAUCGGCCAUAGGGCUGGGGCUGCCGUGUGUGAUAAAUCUUGUGGUGAUCUGGAUCAGAGAGUGCAUUGUUACACUUAGUAAUAAAGAAUGAAAUCCAG